UGGUACCGGCGGGGACCUGAGCCGAGCCGAGCCGAGCCGAGGGCGGCCUGCAGUGCCGGCAUGGUGCUGCAGGAGCCCGCCGGGGCACGGAGUCAGUCGGCUGCGGGGGGAGGGGCUGCUGCUGCUGCCCCCGCCGAGGUGCAGCUGUCCCGGCGUCGCUGGGCCGUGCUGCUGCUCUUCAGCAGCUACUCCCUGUGCAACGCCUUCCAGUGGAUCCAGUACGGCAGCAUCAACAACGUCUUCGUGCGCUUCUACGACGUGAGCGCCUUCGCCAUCGACUGGCUCUCCAUGAGCUACAUGCUCGUCUACAUCCCCCUGCUCUUCCCUGUCGCUUGGCUGCUGGACAAGAGGGGGCUGCGCCUCGUCGCCCUGGCUGGCUCGGCCCUGAAUGCUGUGGGCGCCUGGGUGAAGCUGGGCAGCAUGAAGCCGCAUCUCUUCCCCGUCACCGUCCUGGGACAGGUCAUCUGUGCCCUGGCCCAGGUCUUCAUCCUGGGCAUGCCCUCGCGCAUCGCCUCUGUCUGGUUUGGCUCCCACGAAGUCUCCACCGCGUGCUCCAUCGCGGUCUUUGGGAACCAGCUUGGUAUCGCUGUGGGCUUUCUAGUCCCUCCAGUUCUGAUUCCUAAUGUGGAGGAUGUGGAGAAGCUGGCCUACCACAUCAGCAUCAUGUUCUUCAUGACUGCAGGUGUGGCAUCAGCCCUAUUCAUCCUGGUCAUCCUAGUCUUCAAGGAGAAGCCCCAGAACCCUCCAAGCCGAGCUCAGGCCUUGAUCCAGUCAAGACCAACGGCAGAAUAUUCCUACGUGCAAUCAAUCCUCCGUCUGCUCCGCAAUGCCAACUUUUUGCUCCUUAUGGUCACUUACGGUCUGAAUGUAGGUUGUUUCUACGCCCUGUCCACUCUGCUGAACCGCAUGGUGAUCCACCACUACCCAGGGGAGGAGGUGAAUGCUGGCAGGAUUGGACUCACCAUUAUAGUGUCGGGGACGGUUGGGGCUCUGAUCUCCGGCAUCUGGUUGGACAGAACCAAAACCUACAAACAGACAACCCUAGUCGUCUAUAUCAUGUCUCUAGUGGGAAUGAUAAUCUACACCUUCACUCUGAGCCUAGGCCAUCUCUGGGUGGUCUUUGUGACUGCUGGCACGCUGGGUUUUUUCAUGACAGGAUACCUUCCCCUGGGCUUUGAGUUUGCUGCAGAGUUGACAUACCCAGAAUCAGAAGGAACAUCAUCAGGGCUCCUUAAUGUCUCAGCACAGAUUUUUGGUAUUGCUUUCACCAUUGGCCAAGGGCAAAUCAUGGAUCACUUUGGAACGAAGGCAGGAAACCUCUUUCUUUGUUCCUUCCUGUUCCUGGGGACCGUUAUGACAGCAUUCAUUAAGGCUGAUCUUCGAAGACAACAGGCCAAUUUGGAAAAUGAACACACAGGAAAGGGAGGGGACUUUGAGGCAAUUUUCCUUAUUCCUCCGGGCUCCUCUUCUGCGACGUUAUCAGAGAGAUCCACUCAAUGUUCAGGAAGCCGUCAGUGACCAUGACUAGCAAAGUGUGUAAAUCUCAGUUCUCUGCCGGCUGGAGUCAGCUCUAUUCAGAAGACAGUGCUGCCCUCGUCCAGAGAAUCUAACCAGUCCAGUCUGGAGAAAGACCAGAAGGUCCAAGAAGCAGGUCUUCUCUGACCAGCUGAUCAGGAAGGUGGAUUUUCAAUUACAAAAUACAUGCUUUUUGAUUU
This is a messenger RNA of Corapipo altera (White-ruffed manakin), 1715 nucleotides long. It is a transcript of the gene FLVCR2, whose product is annotated as feline leukemia virus subgroup C cellular receptor family member 2. The record is from RefSeq and is a predicted model, not a curated record. Gene Ontology annotation, cellular component: membrane. Lineage: Eukaryota; Metazoa; Chordata; Aves; Passeriformes; Pipridae. Gene Ontology annotation, molecular function: heme transmembrane transporter activity; heme binding. Gene Ontology annotation, biological process: transmembrane transport; heme export.